This is a messenger RNA of Catharus ustulatus (Swainson's thrush), 2059 nucleotides long. It is a transcript of the gene ACBD4, whose product is annotated as acyl-CoA binding domain containing 4. Lineage: Eukaryota; Metazoa; Chordata; Aves; Passeriformes; Turdidae. Gene Ontology annotation, biological process: fatty acid metabolic process. Bases 35 to 1186 code for a protein of 383 amino acids. The transcript has 7 exons. The record is from RefSeq and is a predicted model, not a curated record. Gene Ontology annotation, molecular function: fatty-acyl-CoA binding.
GCCGGGCCGGGGCCGGUGCGGGGCCGGUCCCGCCAUGGAGGAGCCGGGCUGCGGAGCGCAGUUCCGCGCCGCCGUGCAGGUGAUCCAGGGGCUGCCGCGGAGCGGUGCGUACCGGCCCUCCUACGAGGAGAUGCUGCGCUUCUACAGCUACUACAAGCAGGCGACGGCGGGGUGCUGCCAGGGCCCGCGGCCCGGCUUCUGGGACCCCAUCGGCCGCUACAAGUGGGACGCCUGGCACAGCCUGGGCAGGAUGUCCAAGGAGGAGGCGAUGGCCGCGUACGUGGCGGAGAUGAAGAAGGUGGCCCAGAAGGUCAUUGACACCGUGCCCAUGGACGAGAGCACCGAGGAGAUGUUCCGCUACUUCGAGCCGCUCUACGAGGUGAUCCACGACAUGCCCCGGCCCCCCGAGUCCUUCUUCAAGAAGAAAGGGGAGAGCCAGGGGAGGCUGGAUGGCCCCAGCCAGGAUAUCCCAGCGAGCAGCCCGGCUCCGGAGAGCCCCAGAGACACCGUGCCUGGAGAGCAGCAGGACAGGCAACAAGUGCCAGGAGCAGGGCUGGUUCCUGCCCCCGAGGCACUCAAGGGGAGCCAGGUGACGAGUGACUCUGAGGGGGAUAUGUUCUGUGACACCCUGGAGCAGAUGGAGCCUGAGAAGGCCAGGCAGGUGUGGGGGCUCACCCCAAACAGGGUCCAGGCUGGGGCUGAGCCCCCAGUGCCCCACAGUGCUGGGCAGGGCGAGUGGGGCGAAGGCAGAAGAGCUGAGGGGAGCAGCAGCACCGACCUCACAGCCCUGGGCUCCGAGACAGGUGCGUGCAGAGCUUGUCCCUGCUCCCCUUGCUGCUGCUGUUCGACCUCCCAUAGGCUGGGCUGGGGGGUGGGGGCUGCCACCACCCCCAGGAGACUGAGUUUGGCUCCAGCACCCAUGUCAUCACUAACUGAAGGAAGUUAUAAUUGUCCUGUCUCUGUACCCCUUGGUCCCCAAGCAGUUCAGUGGCUUUACUCCUGCAGGACACAGCCCUUCCUUUGCCCAUUUCUUGCAGUGGUACAAAUUGCCUACAUUUGGAGGGUGCUCUGCUGGCCCUUCAGCAGCCAGGCAGGGAAUGCUGGUGCCUGGCUCCCUGUGCCCAGCUCCUGCCCCUGGUCCAACCACACCAGCAGUGCCUUUGGAUGUGGGUGGUGCCAGGGGUGAGUUCUGCCCAGGAGGGCAGGGAGCAAAGCUGGGCCCUGUGUCCUGGAGGCCUUGGGGACAGCAGUGCCACUCACCUGAUGCCACCCACCACUGCAGCUGCUGUCUGGGGACCACCAUGCCUCGAGCUGUGCCACUGCAGGGAGGAGCCUCUUUCCACCCUCUGCUGUCCCCAGAGAUACUGGGCUGCCCUGAGGUGGCAUUGCCACCCUCAUCCCUGGGACUGGUGCUAUUGCCUCACCUGGGCACAGCCCACGUGUCACCCUUUCCCCUGUUACUGUUCCCUUCCGGGCUGCUUGACCUUGGCAGUGAACUUGUCCCGAGGCCGAUCAGGCUGGGCUGGGCUGUCCCCAGGGGCUGGCAGUGAGUCCCUGCCUGUGUCCCACUCACAGCCUGGAUUAUCCAGGUGUUUUCCGGGCUGGCUGGGGCCUUUGCUGGGCCCGGAGUAGGGCAGGGAGGAGUUGCCCUGGUCCUGGGUGUCCUGCCCAGUGGUGGCACCUUCACCAGGUGUCACAAGGUGACCCAUGCAUACCACAGCACACACCCUGUGGUAGGCUGGCCACCCAAGUGCCACUGGAGGGACACAGUGGUGCAUGGCCCUGGGGACAAACUGGGUGCAGCUGGGCUGGGAGCAGCUGUGGCGUGGGCAGCCCACGGCAGGUGCCCUGUGGGAGUCACUGCUCACCGGUGGGUGACAGCAGGGGAUGGCCAGUGCCAGCCGCCGGGCUCCUGGGGAGUGCUCAGCCUGCCCUGCCACCUGUGUGCCCGUCCCUGUGCCCGCAGAUGUGCGGCUGGCAGAGGAGGACCCCGGGAGCACCCCCGAGCUGGCCCCGGGGCUGGCGGCCGAGCUGGAGGCGCACGUGGCCAGCACGGUGC